UGUCUUUUAUGUGCUUAACAUAGAGUGAUUAUUGGAUUGUCUGGGGACCAUAUGGUCAUUUUAGUAGUCCUUUGUAACAUUGUCCUUAAUGACCUUACAUUUUUUAGCUGCAAUGCAGAGUGCAGGACAUUUGAGAGUUAAUGUUAGUGGUAGCGUGGUGUAUCAAGCCUCACAGGAGAUGAUUGUGUUCUGCACAUUAUCUGUGGUGCUAUGCUGCUCUUUUAUCUACGUGAACUGUGUUCUGUUGUACACCUUGAGGAGCAAGCCAGUUUUUUGUGAGACGUCCCGUUACAUUCUGUUGUUUAACCUUCUCUUCGCAGAUACUGCCUAUCUUGUGACAAGUUUGUUAUUCUACAUACUAGCUGUUUGCAGGCUGAGGCUAAAAUUGUAUGUUUGUGGUUUGCUUACAAGCAUCAGUGUUUUAGAAGACAUCAUCUCUCCACUUACUCUGAUAGUGAUGUCCAUUGAGAGAUAUGUGGCUGUGUGCUUUCCUAUGAGACAUACAGACCUUGCCACCGUCAGAAACACAGGAGCAGCCAUCUCUGUUGUGUGGACCAUCUCUGGUGGCAAUGUUCUAAUGCGAGGGUUAAUUCUUGUUGAUUGGAAAAGUAAUUUUGAUCCAAAAGCGGAAAUGGAAGACUUCUGCUCGAAAGAGGCAAUGUUCCUGGCACCGAUGUCCAGUGUAGUUGAUAAAGCAUUUUGCGCUUUUGUGUUUGCAUUUGGGGGACUUGUAACUAUUCUUUCCUAUGUUGGUGUGACGUUGGUAGCCAGGUCAGCUUCAACCGACAAAGCAUCUGCCAGCAAGGCUGGAAAAACAGUUAUACUUCAUAUGAUUCAGUUGGUUGUGAUUCUCAUCGCUACCAUCUACUCUAGCCUUCUCGUGAGCCUUGCUAGAAUAGUGGACAGAACCACUUUGAUUCGUCUCUACAACAGUUUUUUUGUGUGUUUGAAUCUAUUUCCCAGGUGUCUCAGUGCUCUUAUCUAUGGGCUCAGAGACAAAUCCAUCAGACCUCUCCUUUUGAAAAGGCUCUGUGGUAAUAUCAAAUGCUUGGCCCCCAAAUCUGUGGAUGAGCAAACAAGGAUUAAGGAUUGUCCUGUCCCAUGAAAUGUACAAAGAAAACUAAAUGAUAGAUAUGUGAAAAGAUUAAUAUUUUUUGAAAGUCAUUUAUGUUUUUAAAAAAAUAUUUUUCUCUGGAGAUAAUUAUUUUUUAGCAAGCUGCACUUGUUUUGGAUUCAGGUCAGUUUACAGGUGACCUCUUCGCACUCACAAGCUAUUAUACCCCUCUGACUCUUAAAACAUUAAUUAAGGAAAUAAGUAAACACAUUUGCUAAAGUGACAUAUGGUCAAAAGAUGGUGUCAUGGACGUUAUGCAAACACAUAGGGAUUUCCCUAAGCAUUGCAGAAUGUCUUUGGUUUAAAACUUGAGCUAAAGUGUUAUGUUGUGGGACAGAAAUAUUGAUUUGAAAUGAGAAUGUGAUUUGAAAGUGCUAAAUGUUUUUACUUUAAUAUAAAUGUAUAACUAUUAAACUAUAGCUAUAAUAUAGUUGGUGGUUUAAUGUUAUGUUAAUUAAUAUAAAUCAUUCUAUUAUGUUUUUAGCUCUACUUUAAUGUGAAUACAGCGAUACAAAAGGUUUCUGUGUAUCUCUUUCAAUGUAAAUAUCUGUUUAUGUUUAUUGCUAUAUUUUCAUGUGGAUGUUUUCUAUAGGUUUAUAGUUAUAUUGUUAUUUAAAUUUGUAGUUAUCUUCAAUAAAUGUUGAUAUAUCAGAGCAGUUAUUAAUUGAACACACUUUAAAGCUGCACUAGGUAGUCUUUGCAUUCUUAAGUUAGGAUUGUCAUUCCCUCAUGAACUGAAACCAAUAUAAAUUGUAGUAGGCUAAUAGGUCAUAAGUAUCUAUGUAUAACUGCUUGUUGAAUCAAUGGAUGUAUGGAACCUGGUACGAGUAAGUAUUGUGGCG
This is a messenger RNA of Gadus macrocephalus (Pacific cod), 1956 nucleotides long. Its product is annotated as odorant receptor 131-2-like. The transcript has a single exon. The record is from RefSeq and is a predicted model, not a curated record. The coding region runs from base 89 to 1105 and encodes 338 amino acids. Gene Ontology annotation, biological process: G protein-coupled receptor signaling pathway. Gene Ontology annotation, cellular component: membrane. NCBI's taxonomy places the organism in Eukaryota, Metazoa, Chordata, Actinopteri, Gadiformes, Gadidae. Gene Ontology annotation, molecular function: G protein-coupled receptor activity.